AUGCAUUGGACAAUUUUAACAAUUACUAUUUUUUGUGCAAUCAUCGCCGUCAGUAGUUUAAUUGUGACAGAUUUUAAAGCAAUGGAUGGACUCGGAUGCAGUAUUCGAGCUAAUACAAUUUAUAAUCAAUUUCAUUUAAUCAUUGAACUAAUUCUGUUUGUUAUUAUUGCACCUAUUCUUAUGAUAAUAUUUACUCGAUUAACAAUUCAGAAUAGAAAAGUGAUUGGUGAUUUGCCCAUAACCGUUUCGAGGUGUCGUCGUAUGGAAUAUCAUUUAACAGAUAUGUUUUUCUUACUUGUUGUUGCUCACAUUGUGCUCAAUCUAUCAGAAUGGAUCGAAUAUUUAAUAUUACUUCGACCAAACAUGUUUAGACCUUUUAUUCUUAUCCAAACGAUUAUUCGAAUUCCAAUUUAUUCAUCCUAUGCAUUGCCCAUAGUUUGGUACUUGAUUGUAGGUAAAGAGUUUCGACGAGAACUCGGUAAAAUGAUACCAAUAAUGGUACCAUUGUAUAGAUAUGCUCAAGUUAAUGCCGUAAGCAACAAUAAUCAAGAAAAUCAUUUACAUAUAGGAGUACUUCAUUAA
Rotaria sp. Silwood1 is the source of this 582-nucleotide messenger RNA. The record is from the annotation of a GenBank genome assembly. NCBI's taxonomy places the organism in Eukaryota, Metazoa, Rotifera, Eurotatoria, Philodinida, Philodinidae.